Messenger RNA from Paramecium primaurelia, 181 nucleotides. NCBI's taxonomy places the organism in Eukaryota, Ciliophora, Oligohymenophorea, Peniculida, Parameciidae. The record is from the annotation of a GenBank genome assembly.
AUGCCUAAUAUAGAAAAAGUAAUUAUUUGUUUUUAAAUAGGGUUAUAGUUAUAAUUCAAUAGGAAAUUUGGAAAUUAGUAUAAUUGAAUCCACAUUAACAAGCGAUUUAAUGGAUUAAUAAAGCCUUAAAUUAUAAUUUAAAUUAUAGUUUUUGCUAUUUCAUGAAGGAUAAUAUAUUUGA